Molecule: messenger RNA, 255 nt
Organism: Dibothriocephalus latus
Lineage: Eukaryota; Metazoa; Platyhelminthes; Cestoda; Diphyllobothriidea; Diphyllobothriidae
Source: the annotation of a GenBank genome assembly
AUGCUGCUGGAACGGUGGUCAUACACACGCGUCCAGAGCUGCCCCAGCAACAAACUGGAAGAUCGCACGGCUCGCUGUGGGCCGGAGAAACACGAGUCCACCAGCUUGGUCAACAUCGACUCCGCCGAACUGGUCUACGUUCAGGGUGGCAAGCAGGCUUCUGCAACUGGCAAAUGGUGCUACUGGGAGGGGGCAGGGCACAGACCAGACAGCCUACAGGCGCGUUUAUCAGACACCUCGCCACACGUUGAUUAA